GAGAGAGACGCGCUCCAAUGAGAAAAGUUUACUUGUUCUCCGUCUGAACAUUCCCCCAGCACAGCUGAGGGCAUAGAUGUGAGCGCAGAGGCUUUCAGUUUUUUACGCGCACUUCUUUCCCCCUCAUCUCUCACUCUCACACACGGAGCACGUAAUCCACCUUCGCACCUUUAGUUUGUUUUGUUUCUGUGUUUUCUUUUCCCCAGCAAAACUUGUUUUCCUCUCUUAAUGAAUGAUUCCGUGUCGCUGUAAAACUCCCAACCCGAACUCGGAUAGCGCAUCCGCACCACCUCACCUCGGCACAGCUUUUCUGCUCAAGUUCAGACGCCACCAGGACUCCCACUGCAGCUUCAGACGCACUUUGGGGGGGAAGUAAAACCUGAUUCUGUACGCAGCCACAGCCUGAAGCGAGCGUCAAGAUGAGCCUGAAAGCUGACUCUGAGCCGAACAACAACGUUUCCAUCGAGGAGGAGGUACGGACUCUGUUUGUCAGCGGCCUACCAGUUGACAUCAAACCACGGGAACUUUACCUUCUUUUCAGACCUUUUAAGGGUUAUGAAGGGUCACUGAUUAAGUUAACAUCAAAACAGCCUGUCGGGUUUGUAACCUUCGACAGUCGCUCUGGAGCCGAAGCUGCUAAAAAUGCUCUAAAUGGUAUCCGUUUUGAUCCCGAAAGUCCCCAGACCCUGCGCUUAGAGUUUGCUAAAGCCAACACGAAGAUGGCAAAGAGUAAGCUGAUGGCCACACCGAACCCCACAAAUAUCCACCCUGCUCUAGGAGCACACUUCAUUGCACGGGACCCAUAUGAUCUGACAGGGGCAGCACUGAUCCCAGCAUCACCAGAUGCCUGGACUCCAUACCCGCUGUACACCACAGAGCUGACCCCAGGCCUCCCUCACGCAGCCUUCACCUACCCAGCGGCUGCUGCCGCUGCUGCAGCCCUCCACGCCCAGGUGAGGGAGCAACCGAUGCGCUGGUACCCUACUCCCUCUGAGACUUCCCAGCCUGGAUGGAAGUCCCGACAGUUUUGUUAGAUAUUUAACCUCUGGGAACCACACCUUUGUCCACCUGAAGUGAGGUUUGCCAUGCUCCUCCUCUUAAUUUAAUCAAGUUUAUUUAAUGGACAAUUGUGCAUUAUUAUAAACAGUAUUUAUAUCUCCUUCCAGUUGUCUCUGGGGGGAGUUGGAUUUAAAACAAUCUUGCUGUCGACAAUCUGAACUAAUCCUUGGCAACUACUGCGGUACCAUUAGCACUUCAGAAUAAAACAGAACUCAUGCAAACCCAGUCAAACCCCAUGAAUCCUACCUGCUGAGGAAAACUGAAGUUACUGUUAAGCUAGUCCUUCCAUGGGUUGCCGCUGCUUCUGGGAGGUUUAGAGGUGUUAAGUCAUUGCAUGUUAGUCUUUGGCAUGAAUUUAGAGCGCAGAUUUCUGUGUAUCCUAAUUUUCUUAGUGUUUGUGUUGCCAUUUGGCCUAGACAGCAAAAUGUUUUGUUUCUUCCUGUAGAACCUUGGUCUCUUACCUCUGUGUAAGCUAGGCUGUGUUAAAUGGCUUAUCUCGCAUGGACCCUGUGAAUGCAUCCCUUCGUUUGAGCAAUCCCAGGCCUCUUUAUCAGUGUGUCAUUAUUUGAGCAAAGGAAAGUGCAAACGUUUUUGUACUUUUGCGUAAUGUAUAUUUAUGCAUUUUUGUGCAACUAAAUAAUGAACUUAUAUAAGUUGGAUGUUUAGUCGUCUCUUGUGUUUGGUGUUAAUUUUUGAUCCUAUACCCUGUUGAAGAAGAUUUAAAGAAAAAAGUGCAAUUUGUUUAAAGGAGAUGUUGGAAUUGGUUUGUGCCAUUCAGCUAAAAUGAGAUUGUUUUACAGCAAUCUUUCAGAAUGUGAAACUGGACUACAAAUGUAAAGGGUUGCUUUUUUGGAGGGGGGGGGGCAUUUUGAAAUGGGUAGCAGGAUUAGACUGAUAAAGAAAUUUAGUUUGUGGUUUAGAAAAUGUUUGUCAUUGUAUCUGCUGUGCGUAAGAUGUUAAAAAUCCCAUCUUAUGAAUAAAAGAAGUGAAUGCA
This is a messenger RNA of Girardinichthys multiradiatus, 2053 nucleotides long. RefSeq names its product RNA binding protein, mRNA processing factor 2a (gene rbpms2a). The coding region runs from base 420 to 1034 and encodes 204 amino acids. NCBI's taxonomy places the organism in Eukaryota, Metazoa, Chordata, Actinopteri, Cyprinodontiformes, Goodeidae. The record is from RefSeq and is a predicted model, not a curated record. Gene Ontology annotation, molecular function: protein homodimerization activity; mRNA binding. Gene Ontology annotation, biological process: negative regulation of smooth muscle cell differentiation. The transcript has 8 exons.